Molecule: messenger RNA, 1492 nt
Organism: Hyalella azteca
Lineage: Eukaryota; Metazoa; Arthropoda; Malacostraca; Amphipoda; Hyalellidae
Exons: 6
Coding region: 1-1203 (400 amino acids)
Molecular function (GO): zinc ion binding
Source: RefSeq, a predicted model, not a curated record
AUGGCCACCGCCACGAUUGAAUGUGACAUUUGUAAUGAGCAAUACAACUCAAACGACCGCAAGCCGCUAUGUCUGCCUUGUGAAGCGCUGUGCCCCCAGCACCAGAAGGCGCUGGAUUAUUUCUGCGUGGACUGCGUAGAGUCCGUGUGCUUCACUUGCUGCAGGGCCACGCACGCCACGCACAAAAUAGAGAUGAUAGACGACCUGCUUCAGGAUAACGAGAACGUUAAUGGCGUCUGGGCGAAAAUACGGUCCACGUUGCAGAACAAACUCGACAGCGUUAGUUCGGUCGUCACGUUAUCUGAUGGUUUAUCGGGCUUUAUUGAUGACAUCAUCAAAUUGAAGCCUGAUUUUGAUGGCUGGAAGGAUUUGCUGUUGGCUCAGAAAGUGUCAACCGAGCAGGACCUCCAGCUACAGACGUGUGAGGUCAUGCCGAUUGGCAAACCUUGGAUCAUCUCCAGCAGUGAUGAAGGAGAACGAGCCCUCGCAAGCCUGGCCAGCAACAGGCAGCCCAGUCACCUCGUGGUGCUGUCCUCCCACACCCGCCCCAUCCCGGUGCUGGGGGAGCUGCUGUCCACCCACACCCGCCCCAUCCCGGGGCUGGGGGAGCUGCUGUCCCGCCUCGCCGCCCUCUACUCCGGCGACAUCAGCCUGCUGCCCCUGGACUCCUUCUGGAGGCCGGCAGGACAGUCGGAUGGAGGCUUGGGAAAUAUCGUCGAUGAGUUAAGUACAAGGCUGACUGCCGUGUACGUUUCCCCCCACCAAGUCAGUUGGGAUAAUUUCAAUUGCAACAUCCGUCUCGACUGCCGAGCCGAUGCACUGUGUUGUGCUAAAUUGAAAAUACGUACUAUCACAAAUUUAUGCUGCGCCAAGGGCGUCCCGAACAACGUUGGCACUACCUUAAAGGAUCGCGGUGUUGAGGUCACCCGCUGGCACUUUCCCGACAUCAAAGAUCAGGACGUGGCCUGGUUGUCACACAUCCUGUCAUCAUAUUCCGACAACUGCCUUCAAAGCGUGGAGCUUGUCCUGCCAAGGGAUCAUCUCUCUGCCGUAGGCGCUCGUCAGCUGUUUCAGAAGAUACCAAAUAUUCGGGUGUUGUACCACGAGCCUAGCGCCGCGCACCUCACGGCAGCUUGUAGGGAUGUUCACGCUGCUGCGGACUGCAUCGAGUUGUCAACCACCAACAUUCUUCAAUGGAUAUAAUAUCUCAAUCGGAAGUUAGGGUCAGGCUAGAAGACAUAAUCAACCACAGCUUAAAAUUAUCAUUUUACAUUUAGAUUUUAAAUAAUGUGAGGUUCCUAAAUAAUAAAUAUCCUUAGAGAGUGAAUAGCUUUAACGGCGUAGAUGCCUUCAUUAAUGAGCAUUUGUAUUUUCACAGCAUUAGUUUCGGUAGAUAAUUAGUAAAUUUUUUCUGAACAAUUUGCAUGCAGGUUCAUGCAAUUACUUUAUACCUUUUUCAUAGCAUUCAAUUUAAACAUUAAGCAGAACCUGA